AUGUCGAAGAGGACACAUACACUGUCAAGUUCAACAAAGGAUAAGAAACUCGACGCCCCACGACCAAGCGCGAGCAUCGUUCUCCUGUCUCCUGAGAACCAAGUCUUACUACUACACAGAGUACAAACAUCAUCAGCAUUUCCCUCAGCUCACGUCUUUCCAGGUGGCAAUCUUUCCAAUUUCCAUGAUGGAACAAUUCCUGGCCCAGAUGAUGUCAAGCGACACGAAGACUCGCUCCCAUAUAGACUCGGCGCGAUUCGAGAGACAUUUGAAGAGAGCGGCAUAUUAAUUGCUCGUGAGGGGGAUGCAAAUGGGAAUCCUUUAAAUCUUCCUAAUGCUGAGCGAGAUAUUGCUCGUAAAUCGAUUUAUAAGAAUGAAGUCCGCUUUGUCGAAUGGCUAAGGGGUGUUGGAGGAGUUGCAGAUACAGAUAAUCUCCUCCCUUUCACUAGAUGGAUAACACCGACUAAUCAACCCCGACGGUAUACUACUCAGAUGUAUCUUUACAUGCUCCCUCUAUCUAUCAGCGACGAUCCGGCCGUAUCGGCGGCGCAAUCCGAGGCUAUGAUUCCGACGGCUGACGGCGGCGCUGAGAUUACUGCUGCUCGUUUCGACUACGCAAGUACGUGGUUAGAAAAGCAGCGGAAGGGCGAGAUUGUCCUAUUCCCACCCCAAUACUUCCUACUACAUCUACUUUCGCAGUUCCUAAACAAACCGACUCUGGGAUCGCUAAGCUCUUCUGAAUUGACUGAUUACUAUCAUUCUCAAAGGGAGAAGCUAGGAAGUUUUCUUGCAACGGUACCCACGGCUAGCGAGCCGAAGGCCGUGAAACAUCACACUGCUCAGAUUCCUUGGGCAGACAAAGUGAUUAGCCCUAACAUGUUGGGUGUGCGGAAAAGUGACAAAAGAGCCAUAUUAGGACUCGAUAAGCCUGGUCCUGAAUUGACAGGGACUGACCGGGGCGGUGACUGGGAGAGGGUGGUGUUAGUUAAAUUUGCAAAGCACGUAGCGCGAGAUGUCGAGGUUAGAAAUAGGGAAGAAGUGCUCGCGGAAGAGAGGCAACCGGGUAAUGGAGCUAAGGAGGCGAAAUUAUAA
Molecule: messenger RNA, 1092 nt
Organism: Annulohypoxylon maeteangense
Lineage: Eukaryota; Fungi; Ascomycota; Sordariomycetes; Xylariales; Hypoxylaceae
Exons: 2
Coding region: 1-1092 (363 amino acids)
Cellular component (GO): mitochondrion
Molecular function (GO): hydrolase activity, acting on acid anhydrides, in phosphorus-containing anhydrides
Source: RefSeq, a predicted model, not a curated record